Messenger RNA from Aspergillus ochraceoroseus IBT 24754, 1454 nucleotides. Its product is annotated as succinate dehydrogenase assembly factor 2. Lineage: Eukaryota; Fungi; Ascomycota; Eurotiomycetes; Eurotiales; Aspergillaceae. Gene Ontology annotation, biological process: mitochondrial respiratory chain complex II assembly; mitochondrial electron transport, succinate to ubiquinone; protein-FAD linkage. The coding region runs from base 454 to 1236 and encodes 260 amino acids. Gene Ontology annotation, cellular component: mitochondrion. The transcript has 2 exons. The record is from RefSeq and is a predicted model, not a curated record.
CUCACGCGGAGUUUUUUUCUACCCACGCCGAGCUGUAAGCCCGUGAUCACUGACUGUAAGGCUAGUAUAUUAUAAUUAAUAAGUAAAGGCAGUUAAGGCCCCCCCUAUAUUAGUACCUACGGCUGUCAUCCUAGCGAAGAGACACACAACUAUCUCAAGAAUUUAACCAUCAUGUCUUUACCAUUGAACUACCCCCUGGAUUACCUAAUAUCCGACAUGACUUGAUCACUGAGCCUGAGCCCGUGCUGACAUUUACUUACUGAGCCUGGGCCUGAGUGCCCUCAUAAAAGCAGCGGCAGCCGAGAUAGGAAAGCCCCACCCGCCAGACAUUAUCCGGUCUAUAUAUACGCAUAUUUCGUUCACCUAAACUUCAUACCUCAUUACAAACCCGUCCCUUCCUUUCCUCAAAAGACCGCCAAUUGAUACUCAAAUUUCCCUUUUGGAAAAUUCACAAUGGCUGCCCCCAGACUUAUCCACCGCUUAGUGUGGCAAUCCACAUCCCCAGCUUCCUUCGCGACAAGAUUCGCAACUCGUUCAUUCGGCAGCUCGGCAGUUCGCUCAAAAGACAACAACCAUAAUGGCCGAGCUCCGUCUGCAUCUCCCGAGAUUCUGAACUCGGCUGAUCCGAAUUACAAGCCCGCAUACCCGGGUCGCGUUGAGCAUUUCACGGGAGGCAGACAGGAACCUGGAGCGCAGAAACCGGAGCUGGGAGUCGGAGAAAUGGAGGGAAUUACAUUUAAGGUCGAGCCACUUCGACGAAGGGGCGAGGAUGCGGUGACCAUGCGCGCUCGGUUAUUAUACCAGAGCCGCAAGCGUGGAAUCUUGGAAUCUGACCUCCUGCUUUCUACCUUUGCUGACGUCUAUCUGGCGGAUAUGAGCAAGGAGCAGCUGCAGGAGUACGACCUGUUCCUCGAUGAAAACGACUGGGAUAUCUACUACUGGGCUACCCAGGAUCCCCCGGAGGAAGGGGACUCUGCGUCUGCAGUUGAUAAGGAUACUCCCACGGAGACGUGGCAGCGUACGGGGGCUAAGAGCGGGGAGUGGUCACAGACAAUUGGUGCCUUCAAGGCUGCGUACCGUCCCGUGCCUUCUCGAUGGGCGGACUCAGAUGUUCUGAGUCUCCUGAGACAGCAUGUCCGGGACAACAGUGCCACUGGCUUCCACGCAGCAAAAAACAGGAGGACGGGUGGGCCUGGCUUGAACCGGAUGCCGAAUAUUCAGAUCUUCGAGUCCUGAAUACUUUGAUUCCAGCUCGCUCUUGUAUGAUUGGGCUCUGUACAACAUUGUGGUCUGUAGCGACGGUUGACUAUGGAUGUAUAUAUAGGAAAAUUGUAGACCUUGGCCUGAGUUAGAGUAACCGCUUUUCAUUCUUUUUAUGCAUGUUAUGUUGUUUUGCGCUCUUUAAUUCAGCAAUAGCGGAACCAGGUUGCGACACGUGACUCGCUUAGCUUUAG